AUGAGUUAUAAAGUGAAUAGUUCGUAUCCAGAUUCAAUUCCUCCCACGGAACAACCGUACAUGGCAAGCCAGUAUAAACAAGAUUUGCAGAGUAAUAUUGCAAUGGCAACGAAUAGUGAACAGCAGCGACAACAACAGCAGCAGCAGCAACAGCAGCAACAGCAGUGGAUAAAUCAACCUACGGCGGAAAAUUCGGAUUUGAAGGAAAAAAUGAACUGCAAGAAUACGCUCAAUGAGUACAUAUUUGACUUUCUUACGAAGUCGUCUUUGAAAAACACUGCAGCAGCCUUUGCUCAAGAUGCGCACCUAGAUAGAGACAAAGGCCAAAACCCAGUCGACGGACCCAAAUCUAAAGAAAACAAUGGUAACCAGAAUACGUUCUCGAAGGUAGUAGAUACACCUCAAGGCUUUUUGUAUGAAUGGUAGCAAAUAUUCUGGGACAUCUUUAAUACCAGUUCUUCCAGAGGUGGCUCAGAGUUCGCUCAGCAAUAUUAUCAACUAGUUCUUCAAGAACAAAGGCAGGAACAAAUAUAUAGAAGCUUGGCUGUUCAUGCGGCAAGGCUACAACACGAUGCAGAACGAAGAGGGGAAUAUAGUAACGAGGACAUAGACCCCAUGCACUUGGCUGCUAUGAUGCUAGGAAAUCCUAUGGCACCUGCGGUUCAAAUGCGCAAUGUUAAUAUGAACCCUAUACCAAUUCCUAUGGUUGGUAACCCUAUCGUUAAUAAUUUUUCCAUUCCACCAUACAAUAAUGCAAACCCCACGACUGGUGCAACUGCUGUUGCUCCCACAGCGCCGCCUUCCGGCGAUUUUACAAAUGUAGGGCCAACCCAGAAUCGGAGUCAAAACGUUACUGGCUGGCCAGUCUAUAAUUAUCCAAUGCAACCCACUACGGAAAAUCCAGUGGGAAACCCGUGUAACAAUAAUACCACAAAUAAUACAACUAAUAACAAAUCUCCAGUGAACCAACCUAAAAGUUUAAAAACUAUGCAUUCAACAGAUAAACCAAAUAAUGUCCCGACGUCAAAAUCUACAAGAAGUAGAUCUGCAACCUCAAAAGCGAAGGGUAAAGUUAAAGCCGGUCUAGUGGCUAAGAGACGAAGAAAAAAUAAUACCGCUACAGUUUCCGCGGGAUCGACGAACGCUUGUUCGCCAAAUAUUACCACACCAGGCUCAACAACAAGUGAACCCGCUAUGGUAGGUUCAAGAGUAAAUAAGACUCCAAGAUCAGAUAUUGCUACUAACUUCCGCAAUCAAGCAAUAAUAUUUGGCGAGGAAGAUAUUUAUUCUAAUUCCAAAUCUAGCCCAUCGUUGGAUGGAGCAUCACCUUCCGCUUUAGCUUCUAAACAGCCCACAAAGGUAAGGAAAAAUACAAAAAAGGCAUCCACCUCAGCUUUUCCAGUAGAGUCUACGAAUAAACUCGGUGGCAACAGCGUGGUGACAGGUAAAAAGCGCAGUCCCCCUAACACUAGAGUGUCGAGGAGGAAAUCCACUCCUUCUGUUAUUCUGAAUGCUGAUGCCACUAAGGAUGAGAAUAAUAUGUUAAGAACAUUCUCGAAUACUAUUGCUCCGAAUAUUCAUUCCGCUCCGCCCACUAAAACUGCGAAUUCUCUCCCUUUUCCAGGUAUAAAUUUGGGAAGUUUCAACAAGCCGGCUGUAUCCAGUCCAUUAUCUUCAGUGACAGAGAGUUGCUUCGAUCCAGAAAGUGGCAAGAUUGCCGGAAAGAAUGGACCCAAGCGAGCAGUAAACUCAAAAGUUUCGGCAUCAUCCCCAUUAAGCAUAGCAACACCUCGGUCUGGUGACGCUCAGAAGCAAAGAAGUUCUAAGGUACCAGGAAACGUGGUUAUAAAGCCGCCACAUGGGUUUUCAACCACCAAUUUGAAUAUUACUUUAAAGAACUCUAAAAUAAUCACUUCACAGAAUAAUACAGUAUCCCAAGAAUUGCCGAAUGGGGGAAACAUACUGGAGGCGCAAGUAGGCAAUGAUUCAAGAAGUAGUAAAGGCAAUCGUAACACAUUAUCUACUCCAGAGGAAAAAAAGCCGAGUAGUAAUAAUCAAGGAUAUGAUUUUGACGCCCUCAAAAAUUCAAGUUCUUUGUUGUUUCCUAAUCAAGCUUAUGCUUCUAACAAUAGAACACCAAACGAGAAUUCAAAUGUUGCUGAUGAAACCUCUGCAUCUACAAAUAGUGGCGAUAAUGAUAACACAUUAAUUCAGCCCUCAUCCAAUGUGGGUACAACUUUGGGUCCUCAGCAAACCAGUACUAAUGAAAAUCAGAAUGUACACUCUCAGAACUUGAAGUUUGGGAAUAUUGGUAUGGUUGAAGACCAAGGACCGGAUUACGAUCUCAAUUUACUGGAUACAAAUGAAAAUGAUUUCAAUUUUAUUAAUUGGGAAGGCUGA
Molecule: messenger RNA, 2400 nt
Organism: Saccharomyces cerevisiae S288C
Lineage: Eukaryota; Fungi; Ascomycota; Saccharomycetes; Saccharomycetales; Saccharomycetaceae
Source: the annotation of a RefSeq genome assembly